Helianthus annuus (common sunflower) is the source of this 3733-nucleotide messenger RNA. RefSeq names its product kinesin-like protein KIN-12A. Gene Ontology annotation, molecular function: microtubule motor activity; microtubule binding; ATP binding. The record is from RefSeq and is a predicted model, not a curated record. NCBI's taxonomy places the organism in Eukaryota, Viridiplantae, Streptophyta, Magnoliopsida, Asterales, Asteraceae. Gene Ontology annotation, biological process: microtubule-based movement. The transcript is spliced from 16 exons. Bases 145 to 3540 code for a protein of 1131 amino acids.
GAAUCAUCAAUCCGCUCAAAACAAAACCCCCCUGCAACAACGGCUACUUCCUCUUUCUCUUUCUCUCUCUAUCUCUAUCUUUAUCUCACUAAUUUCUCGCACCACUGUCUGUCCAAACCCUAAUCCGAAACUGCUUUCCACAAGAUGAAGCACUCAAAGCCCUCACGAAAUCAGAUCCUGAGGGAGAUUCCUCUUGACACUCCACCGUCAAACCCUAGCCCGAUCAAGCAGCCGAAAGGUUCUAAUCGAAAACACAAGUUUUCGAAAGAAAAUGAUUCACCGCACGAGAUCGGUUCUGUUCCAGAUUCGUCACCGUCUCCCGCAGCUGGUAAGUUGAAGUCGCCGCUUCCGCCACGUCCGCCUAACGCGCUUAAGCGGAAGCUUAGUAACGAUUUUGGUGUUGAAAAUGGCGUAUCCGGAUCGGAUGAUACUGGAGUCAAGGUUAUUGUGCGUGUGAGACCGACUAGUAAGAAUGAAGAAGAGGGGGAGGUUAUAGUCCAGAAGACUUCUGGUGAUUCGUUGACUAUUCUUGGUCAACCGUUUACUUUCGAUUCUGUGGCAGACGCAACGUCUACUCAGGUUGAUAUAUUCAAUCUUGUGGGAGCUCCCCUUGUUGAAAAUUGUCUAGCUGGAUUUAACAGCUCGGUUUUUGCGUAUGGGCAGACUGGGAGUGGUAAGACCUACACAGUUUGGGGGCCCGCCAACGCAUUGUUAGAAAACGAAUUAUCUAGCGAUCAGCAAGGUUUGACACCCCGUGUGUUUGAAAGACUUUUUGCCCGUAUUUCUGAGGAACAAAACAAACAUGCUGACAAACAACUCAUAUAUCAAUGCCGUUGCUCUUUUCUCGAGAUCUACAAUGAACAAAUCACUGAUCUGUUGGAUCCAGCUCAAAGGAACCUUCAAAUAAGAGAAGAUACCAAAACAGGUGUUUAUGUGGAAAAUUUGACUGAGGAGUCUGUUUGCAGUAUAAAGAAUGUGACCCAGCUUCUGAAAAAGGGGUUGUCAAAUAGGAGAACGGGAGCUACAAGCAUCAACAUGGAGAGUUCGCGUUCACAUAGUGUUUUCACUUGUGUUGUCGAAUCAAGAUGCAAGAGUAUGGAUGGCUUGAGUUCCUUGAAAACAAGUAGAAUUAAUCUUGUUGACCUUGCCGGGUCAGAAAGACAAAAGUUGACCGGAGCAGCCGGAGAGCGGUUAAAAGAAGCCGGGAAUAUUAAUCGUUCACUCUCACAACUUGGAAAUUUGAUUAACAUUCUAGCUGAGGUUUCUCAAAGUGGAAAACAGAGGCACAUUCCUUAUCGAGACUCGAAGUUGACUUUUUUACUACAAGAAUCUCUUGGUGGUAAUGCAAAGCUUGCCAUGGUUUGUGCCGUAUCUCCUGCACAAAGCUGUAAGAGUGAGACUCUUAGUACAUUGAGAUUUGCUCAGCGUGCAAAAGCCAUAAAAAACAAAGCAGUUGUCAAUGAACAGAUGCAAGAUGAUGUGAAAUCACUGCGUGAAGUUAUACGGCAACUUAAGGAUGAACUGUUGCGAAUGAAGUCAAAUGGUAACCAAGUUGACCCAGGAACAGGCUAUUCAACAGGUUGGAAUGCUCGGAGAAGCUUAAAUCUUUUGAAAUUUAGCUUAAAUCAUCAUCCAAUGAUGUUGCCUCGCAUGGAUGACGAUGAUCAUGAUAAUCAUGAUGAUGAUGAAGAAAUGGAAAUAGUUGAGGAAGCAGAGCAAGUUAUCAUAGCAGCCAAUGAGGCAUGCAAAAACAUGGAAUUAGAUACUACUGAUGCAGAUAAUCAAGAAAUCUUGACCCAUUCAUUAGAUAAUCAAACCUGUGAUCAAGAUUCUUUAGGUGAUACACCUAACCUAAGCAUAGUACCGUUUGAAGCAACCGCAGUUCUGAAAUCUCCGACUGCAAGCGUUACACCACGAGCUAUUAACAAUAGUAGAAAAAGUUUGAAGAAUUCCUCCACUUUGACUUCUUCUCCAGAAACCAACCGUUUGGCUGCGAGUUUAAUAAAUGGGCUUGAAGUAAUCAAUAAACAUAGACAAAGUUCUGUUUUGGGCCGUUCAUCAUUCAGAUUUUCAUCUAAAUCUGUUGCACCUGAACCAAAGCCAGUUAAAAAAGAGAUCGGUGUGCAAACAAUUUUUCCGGAGAACGAGUUUUUAUGCAGCAAUUGCAAGGGUAAAAGUUUGGUAGAAGUAAAUGAUGCAAAUGAGGCAAAUGAUGAUUUGAGUCUACAGUUGGUUCCUGUUGACUGUGCACCGUUGGAUGAUAAUUUAUCGAAGCAGAUUGUUAUUCCAAAAGCAGUAGAAAAGGUUCUUGCUGGAGCCAUAAGGAGAGAAAUGGCUUUGGAAGAGUUUUGCACCAGACAAAAUGCAGAAAUCAUGCAACUUAAUCGUUUGGUGCAACAGUACAAACAUGAACGGGAGUGCAAUUCUAUUAUCGGGCAAUUGCAGGAAGAUAAAAUAGCCCGUCUUGAGAACCUGAUGGAGGGUGUGUUGUCAGCAGAGGAGUUUGUAGACGACGAAUUGAGAUCUUUAACAUAUCAGCAUGAGAUACUUAAGGAAAAAUAUGAGAAUCAUCCUGAAAUUGUAAGGAAAGGAUUUGAGUUAAAAAAUGUUCAAGACGAAUUGGAGCGUUACAAGAACUUUUUCGAUAUGGGGGAGAGAGAUGUAUUGAUAGAGGAAAUUCAAGAUUUAAGAAGUCAACUUCAAUCCUACAUUGAUUGUUCACCAAAGUUGACCAAGAAAGAAAGUCCACUUUUGCAAAUAACCAACGGAGAGUCAACUUUCGAGAGUGCCGAACAGAGAUUCGAAUCCGAAAGAAUCCGAUUCAGCGAAACAGAACGCAAAUGGAAUUCGCUUAUCGAAGAACUGAAAUCGAAACUCGAAGAAAGUCAACUGCUUGCCGAAAAGCAAAAACAGGAGCUCGAUUGCGAAAGAAAAUGUUCAGAAGAACUGAAGGAAGCUAUGCAAAUGGCUAUGGAGGGUCACGCGCGUAUGCUCGAACAGUACGUUGAUUUGGAAGAAAAACAUAUGAACAUGCUUAUAAAUAAAAGGAUGAUUCAAGAUUCGGUUGAAGAUGUGAAGAAAGCAGCUGCGAAAGCGGGAGUUAGGGGUGCGGAAUCUCGAUUCAUAAACGCUCUUGCUACUGAGAUUUCAAGUUUGAAAGUUGAAAGAGAAAAAGAAAGAAGAAGAUUUAGAGAUGAAAUUAAAGGGCUUGAAGAACAGUUAAGUGACACUGUCGAAGCUGUUCAGGCUGCUGGUGAGUUAGUUGUUAGACUCAAAGAUGCAGAAGAAGCUGUUGCUGCUGCACAGGCACGGGCUAUGGAGGCUGAACAAGAAACAAAAAACGCUUUCAAACAAAUCGAAAAACUGAAGAAAAAGCAAAAGAUUGAGGUAUCAACAACCCCUGUUUACGAUAUGCCAAUAUACGAUACAGAGUCAAACUUCACAGUUGACCAGCAACCCAAAGAGGAAUUUGAACAAUUCUUUAAUGUGGAUAAAGAACCCACUUCCUGGUUCUCUGGAUACGACAGGUGCAACAUUUAGGUACCAAACUUUUGUCUCAAGAUUUGUUUGUACUAAUAGAAAGUUCCUGUUAUAGAAAUGUAAUAUUUCCAUUUUCAUCUUCACAAUAAUCUUUAGCCACUCUGUAUUAUAAUUUUAUUCGACGUAUAGAUAGGGUACGUAGGGCCCCUAUACAUAGAAAAUGUAAGUUUUAGAAUCUGAGAUCCUUUAUUUU